Molecule: messenger RNA, 1074 nt
Organism: Drosophila bipectinata
Lineage: Eukaryota; Metazoa; Arthropoda; Insecta; Diptera; Drosophilidae
Biological process (GO): regulation of exit from mitosis
Cellular component (GO): nucleus
Source: RefSeq, a predicted model, not a curated record
ACUCGAUUGGUUCUUGGCCCUAAUCAGGCAGCACUGUUUGUUUGUUUAUUGUUUGGAUUCUGCCGCGAAUUGUUAAAAACUGAAUUUCUAUUAUUUAUUCCUUUAAAUGGAUCCAAAUAUAAAAAACAUCAAUCUUCAACUUGACAACGUUGAGGUCUUGACAACGGGGACAGCUGCUGAGUUCGUGAAUGGCAUUCUGGACUUUCUCCUCUUUCAACGCCGCCAGAUUCCCUUUGUCUAUAAAACCUACAAAUAUUACGUGGAAAAAUGGUCGGAUGAGGCCGAACUAAAUGAACGGGACUCUUUUUCCCAUUAUCAGCUCAACCAGCAGCGGUCCAGGGCCAAGGCGACAAAGGAAUCCAUCAGCGACAUGAGAGAGCUUAUCCGUCAUACGUUCAGGACCUCGGAUGUGAAGAGUAUAAGGUUUCUUUUUGGCACAAACACUUUUAUGCCUACGGAGUCUUACACCCUGCACAUCCCACACGACUCCAUAUCCAGACAUCACUAUUGCGAGCAUCAUGCAUUGCCCGAAGGCCGCAUUAAUCAGUCCCUACUUCGGCUUCUCACCUGCGAGGAGCUAUACACGCUCUUUUCCACCGAGCUUAAUGCUACAAAUGUAUUUCUAGAAAUGGAACUUUUUAAAGACGUUGAAAACACCCACGAAAAGCAGCAGGAAACGGGGAACUGGAUCCCCAAGGAUGUACUUAGUAAACUACCUCGCAGUUGCAAAAAUGUGCAUUUGCACCUGCUUUAUGAACAUGAUAGUGCUGCUGCGGAGCUGCGAUGCUGUAGGCAGCUCGACAUUUAUGAGGAUCUGGGCUUGCUGAAACUGGACAACUCGGAAGAAGAAUGUGACAAGAGCCGACAUUGCGGUCAGUCUUCCAAGGAGAGCAGCGGUUGGUGGCAGGCCGAGGUCAUAGUGCGCGGUUUCAAAACGCCUGCAAAUCAAAAAGCCACUGAUUUGUGGACAAGCUAGCGCUGUCAGAAGCCAUAUUUUAGCCAUAAGCAGCCAUCUUUAAAUAAGUCCGCCAUUUUGUGCACGUGCCAAUAAAAUUUUCUCGAAUCAUGUUCAUA